UCCUUUAAUAUGAUGAAUUUUUUUGCUCAAAGAGCUUUUCACCUCUUUUUCUGAUUCAUUUGGUUAAAACUAUUGAAGCUUCGUUUUUAUUUUAUUCAUUAAGAGAAUGUGAUUAUUUAAUUUAAGAAAGAGACAAAAUGUUAUAAAGAAGACGUAAGGGUGUAUUAUGCUUUACCAAUGCAGAUGAUGAGAAAACUGAUUUUGGUUAUAUUUAUUCUUACUUUGGGAGUAAUCUUGUUAAAAUAUGAUAAUGUGCUAUUCAUGUUAGUUUCUAUUGUUUCUGGUGGUCCAUCGUUGUCUUUAUCUACCCCUUUGGCUACUUUUAUAUUGUCUGGGGUAGCUUUGUGCAGUAUAAUUGCCUUUGCUGUGGAAUACAUUCCCUCAUCCUUUGAUGUGAAAAAUUUCCAUUAAUGUCCCACUUUGAUCCUCAGAGUCAGUUGUCCUUGAAGCUCUAGGAUUUGAGCUGUUUUGGAUCUCUCAGUCUUCAAUGGAUCGUCGGAGUUGGCCCUGGAAGAAGAAAUCAUCAGAUAAGGCAGCAGUUGAGAAAGCUGCAGCUGUUACAAUAGCCUUAGCCUCUGAUCCUUCAGAUUCAACCGAGUCUCAGGGUGAUCAGAGCAAACAGGAUAACCAUAAGAGACCAAAAUAUGUCCAAAUCUCUGUUGAGUCAUAUUCACAUUUGACUGGGCUGGAGGAUCAAGUGAAGUCCUUUGAGGAACAAGUGAAUACCUUAGAAGAUGAAAUAGCGGAAUUGAAUGAUAAGUUGUCUGCAGCACAGUCAGAAAUGACUAAUAAGGAGAACUUAGUGAAACAACAUGCGAAGGUUGCUGAAGAAGCUGUUUCAGGUUGGGAAAAAGCCGAGGCAGAAGCUUCAACACUGAAAAAUCACCUGGAAUCUGUCACUCUUUUGAAGCUUACUGCUGAAGACCGCGCAUCGCAUUUGGAUGGUGCACUGAAAGAGUGCAUGCGGCAGAUACGAAACUUGAAAGAAGAACAUGAACAAAAACUGCAUGAUGUCGUUCUCAACAAAACCAAACAAAAUGACAAGAUAAAGCAUGAGCUUGAAGCAAAGAUAGCUAACUUGGACCAAGAAUUACUCAGGUCUGCAGCUGAAAAUUCAGCACUUUCGAGGUCUUUGCAGGAGCGUUCUAAUAUGCUCGUUAAAAUUAGUGAAGAAAAAGCCCAAGCUGAAGCAGAAAUAGAAUUGUUGAAGAGCAAUAUUGAAUCACGUGAAAAAGAAAUAAAUUCUCUCAAAUAUGAACUCCAUAUUGCAGCAAAAGAGCAAGAAAUUCGUAAUGAGGAGAAAAACAUGAGUGUACGGUCUGCAGAAGUUGCAAACAAACAACAUCUAGAGGGAGUAAAGAAAAUCGCUAAGCUGGAAGCAGAGUGUCAGAGACUACGUGGUCUUGUCCGGAAGAAGUUGCCCGGGCCUGCAGCCAUGGCCCAGAUGAAGCUUGAAGUAGAGGGUUUAGGCCGGGAUUAUGGAGAAAGUCGGUUAAAGAAGUUUCCAGCGAAGCCUUCAAGUCCACAAUACAGCUUGCCAGAUUUUUCAUUUGAUACUAUACAGAAGUACCAUAAAGAGAACGAGAUGUUAACAGAACGCCUUUUUGCAAUGGAGGAGGAAACAAAGACGUUGAAAGAAGCUUUGACAAAGCGAAACAGUGAAUUACAAGCCUCCAGGAGUCUGUGCACACAGACUGCCAACAAGCUUCAAAGUUUGGAAGCACAAGUGCGUGCAAAUGGCGAACAUAAAAGUCCUUCAAAGUCCACAGUUCGAAUGCCUACAGAGGGUGCCUUUAGUCAAAAUGCAAGCCUUCCUCCAAGCUUGAAUUCUAUGUCGGAAGAUGGAAACGACGAUAAUGUAAGUUGUGCAGGGUCUUGGGCUACAACAUUAUUGUCUGAGCUCUCGCAUAUUAAGAAGGAAAGGAGCUUUGAUAGUUCGCAUAAAUCUGAAUGUGUAAGUCACAUGGAGCUAAUGGAUGACUUUUUAGAGAUGGAGAAAUUAGCAAAUCUGUCUAAUGACAUGAAUGGAGCUGUUUCAAAUCCAGAUACAAGCAAUGCAAGAUGUGAAAUUGCAAAUAUUGAUACAUUAAUUCAUGUCACCCCAGGCAAUGAUUCUCAACUGAAAAAUCAUAAUGAGACAGAUCCAUCUGAACAUCAAGCAUCUUCCAGUGAGGAAGCAUCAGCUCCUUGCUAUAAGCAUGCUUCAGAGCCAUCCCCUCUCAUGAAGCUCCAAUCAAGAAUUUCAAUUGUAUUGGAGUCUCUAUCUAAGGAGGCUGACAUGCAAAAACUUCAAGAGGAUCUAAGACAGAUUGUUCAGGAGGUCCAUGAUUCUAUCCUUCCCCAAUCGGCGAGGAGCAUCGUCGAGGCUACAGCCAGUUCUGAGACUGCAAGUGCAUCUCAGCUCUCUCCCUAUGACCCUAGGGCAAAUGUAGAAAAGGACAUUCAUGUCUCUCAAGAUAGUAAAUCAUGCAAUGGAGCUGUUCAAAAUAUUAGUAAAGAAUUAUCAGAUGCUAUGUCUCAGAUUCAUGACUUUGUUAUAUUUCUGGGCAAAGAAGCAGAGGCUGUCGAUGGAGCAUCUCCAGAUGGAACUCGUAUUAAUGAAAAGUUGGAUGAGUUCUCUGCCACCUACGUUGAGGUUGUUAGCAGCAGGUUGAAUUUGGUGAAUUUUGUUCUUGACCUCUCUCAGGUGCUGCGUAACGCGAGUGAAUUACACUUCAAUAUCCUGGGAUACAAAACUUCUGAAACAGAAAUGAGUACUUCUGAUUGCAUAGACAAGGUUGCUUUACCAGAAAAUAAAGGUCUUCAGCACUCAGGAGGGGGAUAUUCAAAUAUUUGUGCUCGUUUCUCUGAUUCUUCUUCAGAUCCUGACAUUCCUAGUGAAGGGAGACUUGUUCCAACUUCAGAGUCAACAAAAACUUCGUGGAAGUGCUCAUUGGAAGAGUUUGAACAAUUGAAACUUGAGAAGGAUAACAUGGCUCUUGAUCUAACUAAAUGUACAGAGAACUUGGAAAGCACAAAAUCGCAAUUGGUUGAAACAGAGCAGCUUCUGGCAGAGGUGAAGUCACAAUUGAUAUCUGCUCAAAAGUCGAAUAGUCUGGCUGAAACUCAGCUCAAAUGUAUGGUAGAAUCAUAUAGAUCACUUGAAACUCGUACGGAGGAGUUGCAAACUGAAGUAAACCUUCUUCAGACAAAAAUAGAAUGUCUUGAUAAUGAGCUUCAAGAGGAAAAGAAGAGUCACCACGAAGCUUUAGCUAGAUGCCAGGAUCUUGAAGAGCAACUCCAAAGGAUUGAGAGCUGUCCAGCCUCUGACAUUGUUGCCAAGACCAACCAGGAGAAAGAGUUAUCAGCAGCAGCCGAGAAGCUUGCAGAGUGCCAAGAAACCAUAUUUCUUCUUGGUAAGCAGUUGAAAGCUUUGCGUCCUCAGACAGAGUCGAUGGGGUCUCCAUGGAUUGAGAGAAGUCCAAAGAGGCAGAGUCUGAGUGAAGAACCGACUACGAGUGGUAUGAGCUUGCAUGAUACUGAUAUGGAUGAGUUGGAUACUGCCACUUCUGUGAAGACAAAUUCUGAAUCCCCCAUGGAUCUAUACAAUGCUCUGUAUAGUCCUUCAGAUUCUGAAGUAAACAAUCCAUUGAGAUCACCAAUCAGCUCAAAGCAUCCAAAACACCGGCCUACUAAGUCAAGCUCCUCAUCUUCAUCUGGGGGCCCAACACCUGAAAAGCAAUCUCGUGGAUUCAGCAGAUUCUUUUCUUCGAAAGGAAAGAUUAGCAAUUAGCUCCUGAAUCUUGCUUAGCACGUUCGUUUGACAAACCAAUAAAUAAAGUCCAGAAAGAACGAAGCCUUUAUAGAUGUUCUCAAUUUGCUCCGUUGUAACUUCACACGCCAGAGUUUCCGAUCUACUGGAAAUUCAAGAUACUUGAGCUGUGUUGUGGGAUAUCCAGCAGCGAGUGGUUUCGCUAGAGUUUGAGGUUAGACGUGUACAAGAAAAUCCAUUCUCUGGAUUGCUGAGAAUUGUUAUUCUUUAUUUCGUGUAGUUGAAGUGCUUAAAUGUCUGGGAAUUACAUGACCAAAAAGCCAUUUUUCCUUUGUAUGAGGAUGCUUUGUGACUACUGUAAAAUUAUUUUUUGUAUGCAUGAUGUAUAAGAUUUGUAGAACUUGUUA
Molecule: messenger RNA, 4158 nt
Organism: Nicotiana tabacum (common tobacco)
Lineage: Eukaryota; Viridiplantae; Streptophyta; Magnoliopsida; Solanales; Solanaceae
Product: filament-like plant protein 4
Source: RefSeq, a predicted model, not a curated record